GAAGAAUAUUCUUCGAUUCUUGGAUGCCGAAAGAGACAUCUCAGUCGUCAAAAGCAGUUUCAAGCCCGGAGAUGUAAUCCACUAUGUGUUAGACAGACGCCGUACACUAAAUAUUUCUCAGGAUUUGCAUAGACUCCUUCCUGAAGUUUCUCCAAUGAAGAAUCGUCGAUUUAAGGCAUGUGCUGUUGUAGGAAAUUCUGGCAUCCUUCUGGAUAGUGGGUGUGGUAAAGAGAUUGACAGCCAUGAGUUUGUUAUAAGGUGCAAUCUAGCUCCUGUGGUGGAGUUUGCUGCGGACGUGGGAACUAAAUCAGAUUUUAUUACCAUGAACCCAUCAGUUGUACAAAGAGCAUUUGGAGGCUUUCGGAAUGAGAGUGACAGAGAAAAAUUUGUGCACAGACUAUCUAUGCUGAAUGACAGUGUCCUUUGGAUCCCUGCUUUCAUGGUCAAAGGCGGAGAGAAGCAUGUGGAGUGGGUUAAUGCAUUAAUCCUUAAGAAUAAAUUGAAAGUGCGAACUGCCUAUCCAUCACUGAGACUUAUUCAUGCUGUCAGAGGUUACUGGCUAACCAACAAAGUUUACAUCAAGCGACCCAGCACUGGACUCCUUAUGUAUACCCUCGCAACGAGGUUCUGUGAUGAAAUUCACCUUUAUGGAUUCUGGCCUUUCCCAAAGGAUAUAAAUGGAAAACCAGUCAAAUAUCAUUAUUAUGAUGACUUAAAGUACAGAUACUUUUCAAAUGCCAGUCCCCAUAGGAUGCCAUUAGAGUUUAAAACACUGAACAUGUUACAUAAUAGAGGAGCACUUAAACUGACCACAGGGAAAUGUAUACAGCAAUAAUGCACGAGUCAAGUUUCAAGAGAAAUACAGGAAAUUCAGAUUUUAUAGAACAGCAGUGGGAUCCAAGCAGUGGAUAUAGCCCAGUGCACUGUACCAAGCCAUCAGAACAUAAGGAAGUGCAUCAAGUCUCUAUUACCAGCUGUUGUUUUACCUGUUGAAGUGCUAAAUCUUGAGUGCAAUGGUUCAAGUAAGUGCCACUUUUGCUAAGAACAAAUCUUGAAUGUAUACAAUCAGUAGUGUUUACAAGAUCCAACAAUGCAUCCAUCACUUGUUAAAGAAGCAAAUGAUUUGCUCGCUGCUCAUUUGCCUCCACACAAAGUCAGGCAACAUCCAAAGGAAUACCCAGGCAUUGAAACGAAGUGAAGUGAAGCCAAGGUGGAAUUCAGACAGCAGUGGAUCAUAUCUCAAAGAUCAACCAAAACAUCUUGGUCGGAGGAAUGCCUAACUUUGUAUUAUAACCUCUUCCUCUUUUUUGUUUCCUGUUUUUCAGAUUGUCAUGCAUUUGUCAUAGUGUUUGGGUAUUGGAACUCAAUAAGGGAUUUUAAAAAGACAAAUAAUAUGAACAUUCUAAGUGAACUUCAAGAAGUGGUCUUAGAAAAAUGUCUUAUUUAAAAAAAACCUGAAAGUUAAAAUCGAUAUUGUAUCAUCUUGUUCAGCUUAACCUUAGUUAAAGUCAAAAUUGGCUCCGUGGGAGGGCUUGUUGAUGCUGUAGUAUGCAGAGCCAUUCCCCUGAUUUUGUAGGUCACAGAAGAUACUCUAUGCUAGCCUUAACCCACUGACAGGAAGAUGUGGUGCUGGCAUGAAUGAUACUUAAUUAUAAAUCCUCCUCUUAGACAAAGUGGACGGUAGAAAAGUCCUCUCAGACAGACUAUUUUGAGCAGUAUUUUUUUUUAAAUUAUAAUUUGAGUACUAGGGCUUAGAAUCUCCCAGUUGCUUUAUGUGCCUCCCAGGGUUGCCGUAUCAGUGAGAUGUUCAGCAUAGAAAUUUAAUAAUAAUUAAAAAAAUGUGCUUCUGUUGGAGGGAUUGAUAAAUAUACGUUCAAAUGAAAAACAUUCUUCCUAGUUUGUUCUGUUUUAAAGAAAAGGCAGUGGUGACACCCUGAUCCAGAUAUGUUUCAUAUUGAGGCUCCUGCAUCUAUUCUUAAUUAUUAUUUGCCUCAAACAACAGCAACCAAAGGAAAGAUUUUCAAACAAGGCUGGCUUAUACCAUGAAAUCCGAAAGGGCACAUGUUCUGGCUCAGGGCUUCAUAUGGCUUUGACUUCAAACUGUCAUUUGAAAACAACUAUUUUAAGCAUGUUUUUAAAACACAUUCAUGAUAAUAAAUCAUAUGGUGAAAGUCAGUAUGGGGAGGGGGGAUGACAAAAGGUAAGGUUUUGAUUGUGAGGCUGCAGCCACAGAACCAGUGGUGGGAUUCAAAUAAUUAACAACCGGUCCUCUGCCCUAAUGAUCAGCUGGGUAGGCGUGGCUUGGUGGUAUUGUGACUGCGUGGGUGUGGCCACCUCAAUGCCACUAAGGUCAAUGGGCGCUUCGCCUUAGCUGUUACAAUGUAAUAAGGGUGAACCGAAGAGGCAGUUUCUGUA
Molecule: messenger RNA, 2415 nt
Organism: Thamnophis sirtalis
Lineage: Eukaryota; Metazoa; Chordata; Lepidosauria; Squamata; Natricidae
Source: RefSeq, a predicted model, not a curated record